AUGCUUGCUAAUGAUAUGACGGUGAGGCGUUGGGUCGGUCAGACACUACGGCUUGAGUUAGUCGAUGGACGUAUAAUUGAGGGGAAGUUUUGUUGCACCGACAAUGUGCCAAACAUCAUUCUCAGCGGUUGCAAGGAACAAUGGAAAAACGAAUCAGAAUCACGAAUUGUCGGACUUGUAAUGGCAAGCGGCAAGCAUAUACGAUCAAUUCAUGUUGUGAAUACAGUGACGUGUACGUGA
Molecule: messenger RNA, 240 nt
Organism: Thelazia callipaeda (thelaziosis nematode)
Lineage: Eukaryota; Metazoa; Nematoda; Chromadorea; Rhabditida; Thelaziidae
Source: the annotation of a GenBank genome assembly